GUGUAUGUCACAAAAACAGCUUCUGCGCUUUCGUCUGUAGCACUUUGUACUUUGAGGCAUGGAGAGCGUGGUGGAGAUGUUACUGUGGGCCUGGAUUAUCCUGGACUUGGGAGUGUGCUCAGUCUCACUGCCAGAAAUCACUGAUGGAAAGUUCAUUGAUGAGUGUGUGAGGGAACACAACAGGGCGCGGUCGUCUGUCAGUCCCCCUGCAAGUGACAUGCUGUACAUGACAUGGGAUGAGGGCUUGGCCAUCACUGCAAGAGCAUGGGCAAGACACUGUGUGUUUGAACAUAAUGGAUACCUCAAAGAUGUCCGCCGCGUGCACCCUACUUUCUCCUCUGUAGGAGAAAACAUAUGGACUAGCAGCUCACCCCAUUUUGAUGUGUCGAGGGCCAUAAAAGGGUGGGUGGAUGAAAAACAAGACUAUGACUACAACCGCAACAUCUGCACAAACAUCUGUGGCCACUACACACAGGUUGUGUGGGCAAGCAGCUUCAAGGUUGGUUGUGCCGUCCAACUGUGCACGAAUGGAGUCAAAUACACCAGCUUUGCUGACAAAGAGGGUGUCCUUUUUGUAUGCAACUAUGCUACAGCGGGGAAUGUGAAUGGAGGGCGACCAUAUGAAUAUGAAGGGGCAGUCUGCUCUAAAUGCAAAGGCACCUGUGUUGAGAAUCUCUGCCGUAGCCAAGAACGAGAUUCACAGAAAAGUUACAACUGGACCCCAGACUGGGACCCUGCCCUGGCUACCGGUGGCUCCAACUAUGUGACUGUUUUGGUUGUCCGACCUAUUGCCCUAAUCUUCACCUUCAUCACAGCAUAUGCAGUCCACCACUUUUAUCCCGAUGUCUUCUGCUAUGAAUAGACCACUGUGGUGACCUGACAGAUAUGGAUUAAUUCAGCCAAUGCUGAAAUGAAGAGGCAAGUUUAAUUAAACCUGUCUAUAGACAGCUUUUAUGCACCAUCAGAGCUGUAGAUAAACUGUCAAAAAGCACAUGUAUUUUACCCUCUAACUUCU
Messenger RNA from Epinephelus lanceolatus (giant grouper), 1015 nucleotides. It is a transcript of the gene glipr1a, whose product is annotated as GLI pathogenesis-related 1a. The record is from RefSeq and is a predicted model, not a curated record. Lineage: Eukaryota; Metazoa; Chordata; Actinopteri; Perciformes; Serranidae. Gene Ontology annotation, cellular component: extracellular region.